GGGUGCGCUCGCCCACCUAAUCCUAAAUCCAAACAAAUCCGGCUCCUCUCAAAUCCCCGGUUCUCCAUCCGUCCAUCCCUCCCCCCCCCCCCCCCCUCCUCUCCCCCGUCUUCCUUACCGAGCGAUCCCCGCAGCGAGCUAAACCCUAGAUCCUCCGCCCAACCGCUAAAACCCUAGCAGGCCAAGCUCCUGCGUCUGGGGGAAGGAUGGCCGAGCCCUCCAGGGUGAUCCACAUCCGGAACGUCGGGCAUGAGAUCUCCGAGACCGACCUGCUCCAGGUGGUGCAGCCGUUUGGCGCGGUCGCCAAGCUCGUCAUGCUGCGCACCAAGAACCAGGCCCUUGUCCAGAUGGAGGACCUGUCUGCUUCAAUUAGCGCCAUCCAAUACUACACUACGAUUCAACCUAGCGUGAGGGGAAGAAACGUAUACUUGCAGUACUCAUCUCACCAGGAACUGACUACUGAUCAGAGCUCUCAUGGACGGAAUCCUGAUCAGGAUGAACCCAACCGAAUUCUCUUAGUUACCGUUCAUCAUAUGCUCUAUCCUAUGACCGUCGAGGUGCUUCAUCAAGUGUUUUCUCCUUAUGGAUUUGUGGAGAAGAUUGUCACAUUUCAAAAGACUGCUGGUUUUCAAGCCCUUAUACAGUUUCAGUCACGCCAGAGUGCAAUACAAGCAGCUGGUGCUUUGCAUGGACGGAACAUUUAUGAUGGUUGCUGCCAGCUAGAUAUUCAGUACUCGAAUCUCAGCGAGUUGCAAGUUCACUACAACAAUGAUAGAUCUAGAGAUUUCACAAAUCCAUCUUUGCCCACAGAGCAACGCCCAAGAUCCUCUCAGCUUGGUUAUAAUGAUCCUAGCCUUUUUGGUUUCCAACAGCCUGGAGCUGCAUAUGGACAGGCUGCAGUGAUUGCUGCUGCAUUUGGCGGAACAUUGCCUCCUGGAGUGACUGGUACCAAUGAUCGCUGCACACUUAUAGUUAGCAACUUGAACAGUGAUAAAAUCGAUGCGGAUAAGCUCUUCAAUCUAUUUUCUAUUUAUGGAAAUAUAGUGAGAAUCAAGGUACUCCGCAACAAACCAGACCAUGCCCUUGUCCAGAUGGCUGAUGGGCUUCAGGCUGAGCUUGCUAUACACUACUUAAAGGGAGCAAUGUUACUUGGACAGAAACUGGAAGUGAACUUCUCUAAGUACCCAAGUAUUACGCCCGCUCCUGAUGCACAUGACUACUCAACCUCCAAUCUUAACCGGUUCAACAGUAAUGUGGCGAAGAACUACCGCCAUUGCUGUGCUCCGACCAAGAUCAUCCACAUCUCAGCGCUUUCACCAGAGAUAUCCGAGGAUGCGAUCCUUGAACACCUUGGUGAGCAUGGCACCAUCGUCAAGUCAAAGCUGUUUGAGGCGAGUGGCAAGACGCAGGCUCUCGUGCAGUUUGAGAGCGAGGAAGAGGCGACCGAAGCGCUGGUCUGUAAGCAUGCGAGCAAGCUGGAGGGAUCCACUAUUAGGAUUUCUUUCUCCCAGAUGCAGAACAUAUAGCAGUUCUUCCUGGAAAAAUUGUGAUGGCCCCUCUUUGUUUCUAAACUUUUCAAGUUUGUUAUGUGGACUUGUCUUUGUUUGCGCCAUGACCAAGGAUUGUUGCCUGUAUCUUGUGUGAUGGUUGUAAACUGCUGCCAGCUCAUCUGUAUCAUUUUAGCCUGCUAUGGUUUGCUUC
Messenger RNA from Triticum urartu, 1701 nucleotides. RefSeq names its product polypyrimidine tract-binding protein homolog 3. Gene Ontology annotation, molecular function: RNA binding. NCBI's taxonomy places the organism in Eukaryota, Viridiplantae, Streptophyta, Magnoliopsida, Poales, Poaceae. The record is from RefSeq and is a predicted model, not a curated record. Gene Ontology annotation, biological process: mRNA processing. Gene Ontology annotation, cellular component: nucleus.